Meloidogyne enterolobii is the source of this 1583-nucleotide messenger RNA. NCBI's taxonomy places the organism in Eukaryota, Metazoa, Nematoda, Chromadorea, Rhabditida, Meloidogynidae. The record is from the annotation of a GenBank genome assembly.
CGGCUGUUAGAACGCAACCACGGCCUCUUUAUGAUAUUCCUUUUAUGUUUGAAGCUAGGGAAUAUUUGCGAAAACGGCUUAUCGAUAAACGUGUCACCGUCAUGAUUGAUUAUGUGCAACCAAAACAAAACCAAUUUCCCGAGAAAACUUGCUGCACAAUAUUAUUCAAUGGUCAAAAUGUUGCUAUUAUGAUGAUAGAACGUGGAUAUGCUAAGGUCAUUAGACAUCGAAGUGAUGAUGAUAAUCGAUCUCAGCAGUAUGAUCAACUUAUUGCAGCAGAAACUAAAGCUGAGGCCGAGAAAAAGGGUCUUUGGGCGGAUAAAACUGACCAAGCAAAUACUCUACGUGUUCAAGAACUCCAGGGAGAUGCUCAACGUUCCAAGCAAUUUCUUCCCUAUCUGCAGCGUUCGCAGCGUAUUGAUGGACUAGUUGAGUUUGUGGCAAGCGCCUCACGUCUUCGCGUUUAUGUGCCAAAAGAAUCUUGCUUAAUAACAUUUCUCCUCUCGGGGAUAAAUGCACCUCGUACGGCAAGGAUUGGACCAAAUGGACAGCAGAUUGGAAGUGAUGAACCUUUUGCAGUGCAAGCAAUGAACUUUACUCGUCAUAAAUGUCUGCAGCAUGAUGUUCAAAUCGAGGUAGAGACUAUGGAUAAAGCUGGUGGAUUUAUUGGUUAUUUAUUUGUGCAAGUAGAACGAGGCGUUUGGAAGAACCUUUCCGAGUUAUUAGUGGAGAAUGGACUCGCAAGUGUACAUUUUACUGCUGAACGUUCUUCAUAUUAUACUCUUUUGACGAACGCGGAGAGAAUUGCAAAAGCUGCAAAACUAGGCAUUUGGAAGCAUCAUGUUGAGGAAGAGCAACAACUUAUUGACGAUAAUCAAAAACAAGGCAAUGAUACAACUGAACGAAAAUUAGAGUUAAAGAAGAUUCUGCUCACAGAAGUUUAUACAGGGUUCCGUUUUGCUGCGCAAACUUUUGAUGAUGGUCUUUCAAUCGAGAAAUUAAUGAAUGCCUUACAACUUGAACUCAAAACACCGUCUAUCAUUAAAUUUGUUCCAAAGCGAAAUCAACUUUGCGCUGCUAAAUAUACAGAUGGGAAUUUAUGGCAUCGUGCACGUGUUGAAGGUGUAAAGGGAGACAACGUUGAUGUGCUGUACAUUGACUUUGGAAAUAGGGAGACUUUGUCAAUGAGCCGAAUCGCUCCACUUCCUCCACAAUUCCAAUCUCAAGCGCCUUUUGCGAAAGAAUAUCAACUAGCUUUAGUAUCAGCUCCGCCUGAUCCUUCAUACGCUGACGAUUCAAUGCUAGCAUUUAAGCGCCUCUGUUUCUCGAAACCAUAUUUAUAUUUGAAUGUUGAAUAUCGAAUCGGGGGAUUAGAGGCUGUUACAGUGUUUGCAGAUGAUAAUAAGGGGGAGAAGCGUGAUCUUGCGAAAAAACUUAUCAUGGAUGGUUAUGCUCUUGUGGAAAAACGACGAGAAGCGCGCUUUCAGCAAUUGGUUGUUGAUUAUGUGGAGCAGGAAACAAAAGCUCGUAAAGCGCAUCUGAACAUUUGGCGAUAUGGUGACUUCACAGGCAAUGAAUUGUAG